Molecule: messenger RNA, 5450 nt
Organism: Ceratotherium simum simum (southern white rhinoceros)
Lineage: Eukaryota; Metazoa; Chordata; Mammalia; Perissodactyla; Rhinocerotidae
Gene: ENC1
Product: ectodermal-neural cortex 1
Biological process (GO): ubiquitin-dependent protein catabolic process
Cellular component (GO): Cul3-RING ubiquitin ligase complex; cytoplasm
Molecular function (GO): protein binding
Source: RefSeq, a predicted model, not a curated record
AGAGUCCGGCCGCGGCGUCUCGCCACGGGCUGGGGAGGGAGGGCACAGGGCAACGCCUGGGGCUCGAGUCUGUCUGGCCCCUGCCAGCGAGAAUCCCUACGUCCCGUCUUUGCUCAACCUGCAGUGUCCCCGCAGUGUCCAAACUUGUGCCCCUUCCCUCGCCACUGUCCUCCCUCCAGGUGUCCCACCCAGCGCACGGACUGUGCGCGCCUAGGACGGGUGCCGCGGACACCCAGCUCGCCCCUGCCACCCUUUUCCGAGCAGCUCGGGGGCUCCGGCGGCGUGGAGCACACAGCCCUAUGCUGCGCUCCCCCGCCAAGUGUCCCUCAGCUCCGGGCUAUCCAUUAACCCGGCUGGGCCACAGAGGCGCAGACAUUCCGACCCGGGAAAACUUGUUUUAUUCGCGGUCCCCGAGGGUUGCAGCUGCUAGGGGCUGAGCUGCCGCGUCCGCUUUGUCUCUCUCCGCUCUCCGCAGCCCCCUCCCCCGCUUCCUCUCUCGAUUACCUCCCCCGACACGCUCUUCUCCAGCUCUCUCCUCCUCCUCCUCCUUCACGCCUCCCCCCGCCUCCCCCGGUGUCACUCUGCAUACGCGCCCUCUCUCUCCCCUCCCCUCCCCGCCGCGUUGCUUAUAGCCGGGCGCGCCGCGGCGGGCGCAGACUGCUCGGGCAGCCGGAGAGGAGGCGGCGCGGCGGUGGCGCUGCGGAGACCCAGUCGAGACGCCUGGCGGCCGCCGCGCACGGCGCUUCCUAGCUCCCUCCCCCGAGCGCACAGCCCGCCUCCUUCCGCGGCGCCGCAGCCGCAGGCUCGCUCCCCUCCCGAGACUCGCUCGGGAUUCGCUCCGCGGGUCGCGGGCACAGGGUCCGCGGCGAACCGCCAGCCGUAGCCGGCCCGCGAGCAGCGCCCCCGGCGCGGUCCUCUCCCCAGCUGGCGCCGCACGCGCGCUCCCUUCGCCCGGGCAGUCGCCGCCGCUCCCCGGGGCUCAGACAUCCGCUUCGUCGCCUCCCUUCCCGGUGACCGAGGCAAGAACCCAGCUGGUUGUGCGCCGCGGCCGGUCGCCUGUGCUGAGUGGAAACAAAAUGUCAGUCAGCGUGCACGAGAACCGCAAGUCCAGAGCCAGCAGCGGCUCCAUUAACAUCUACCUGUUUCACAAGUCCUCCUAUGCUGACAGCGUCCUCACUCACCUGAACCUUCUGCGCCAGCAGCGCCUCUUCACCGACGUCCUUCUGCACGCCGGAAAUAGGACCUUCCCUUGUCACCGGGCGGUGCUGGCUGCCUGCAGCCGCUACUUCGAAGCCAUGUUCAGUGGGGGCCUGAAAGAGAGCCAGGACAGCGAAGUCAACUUCGACAACUCCAUCCACCCGGAAGUCUUGGAGCUGCUUCUUGACUACGCGUACUCCUCCCGGGUCAUCAUCAAUGAAGAAAACGCGGAGUCGCUCCUGGAAGCUGGCGACAUGCUGGAGUUUCAAGACAUCCGGGAUGCCUGUGCAGAGUUCCUGGAAAAGAACCUGCACCCCACCAACUGCCUGGGCAUGCUGCUCCUCUCCGACGCGCACCAGUGCACCAAGCUGUACGAACUCUCCUGGAGGAUGUGUCUCAGCAAUUUCCAGACCAUCAGGAAGAAUGAAGAUUUCCUCCAGCUGCCCCAGGACAUGGUCGUGCAGCUCCUGUCCAGUGAAGAGCUGGAGACAGAAGACGAAAGGCUCGUGUACGAGUCUGCGAUCAACUGGAUCAGCUACGACCUGAAGAAACGCUACUGCCACCUCCCCGAGCUGCUGCAGACAGUGAGGCUGGCUCUCCUGCCAGCCAUCUAUCUCAUGGAGAACGUGGCCAUGGAGGAACUCAUCACCAAGCAGAGAAAGAGCAAGGAGAUUGUGGAAGAGGCCAUCAGGUGCAAACUGAAAAUCCUGCAGAACGACGGCGUGGUAACCAGCCUCUGCGCCCGGCCUCGGAAAACCGGCCACGCCCUCUUCCUCUUGGGAGGACAGACUUUCAUGUGUGACAAGUUGUAUCUGGUAGACCAGAAGGCCAAAGAGAUCAUUCCCAAGGCCGACAUCCCCAGCCCAAGAAAAGAGUUCAGCGCGUGUGCGAUUGGCUGCAAAGUGUACAUUACUGGGGGGCGAGGCUCUGAGAACGGAGUCUCGAAAGAUGUCUGGGUUUACGAUACCCUGCACGAGGAGUGGUCCAAGGCUGCCCCCAUGCUGGUGGCCAGGUUCGGCCAUGGCUCUGCCGAACUGAAACACUGCCUGUACGUGGUCGGGGGGCAUACUGCUGCGACCGGCUGCCUCCCGGCCUCCCCCUCAGUCUCCCUAAAGCAAGUAGAGCAUUACGAUCCCACAACCAACAAAUGGACGAUGGUGGCUCCCCUCCGAGAAGGCGUUAGCAAUGCCGCAGUGGUGAGUGCCAAGCUCAAGCUGUUUGCUUUCGGAGGUACCAGCGUCAGUCAUGACAAGCUCCCCAAGGUUCAGUGUUAUGAUCAGUGUGAAAACAGGUGGACGGUGCCAGCCACCUGUCCCCAACCCUGGCGUUACACAGCAGCAGCCGUGCUGGGUAACCAGAUUUUUAUUAUGGGGGGAGAUACAGAGUUCUCCGCCUGCUCUGCUUAUAAAUUCAACAGCGAGACUUACCAGUGGACCAAGGUGGGAGACGUGACGGCAAAGCGCAUGAGCUGCCACGCUGUGGCCUCCGGAAACAAACUCUACGUGGUUGGAGGCUACUUUGGCAUUCAGCGGUGCAAAACUUUGGACUGCUAUGAUCCAACGUUGGAUGUGUGGAACAGCAUCACCACCGUCCCGUACUCGCUGAUCCCCACGGCAUUUGUCAGCACCUGGAAGCAUCUGCCUUCUUAAAUGCAACACAUCCUAAAGAGAGGAGGCGAGCAUGAGCUCACUCCAUCACUCACUGAGACAAAAUGAGAUUUCUACUUUGGAGAGGCCAAAUUUAAUGAAGAGACAGAAAAGUUGCUACAAGGCUCCAAGUCAAUCAGCUGCACCUUGUAAUGCUCCAACUGGACAUGAAGGAAGGGGGUGGGGGAGGGGUGGGAUUCUCCUUGCUAGUGGCACAUGGUUUAAAUAGGAAUGAAUGAACCUGUGAUCUAGUCCUUGUCUUGUACUUGUGGGUUAAUGUCAGCGUUAAUCAGCCCCUCAAAGGGAGAGAAAAGCCGGACCUUUUCCCUUGCUGUACCAUAUUCAGCAUUUGAUUUCCACGGGCUCCACCAUUGAUAUGUAAAAUUUGAAAUGGUUGUCACCUCUCUCUGAGGAGCAAGCUUGAAGCCUCCACACCAGCUGCUGUUGGAGAUUUGAAAGCUCAACCGUGGGGCCAGGAGGGAAGCUGGCGUGGCUGGCUGCAGAGUGGGGACCACUGGACUCUCCGCUAAUCUCUGAGGGGCUGUGCUCCCCCCGAAGGCUUCGGAACAAUGGGGACAUUGUUGGUAAUCCUUUGGUAGAUGUGUGUUUCUAUUUAUAAGUGACUUGCAACUUUCCCUUGGCUCUUAAGAAGUUUGUUAUAGAUUUAGCUAUUUAUUGUUUGAUGCCUGCAUGCUGAAACAAUGCUUACGGUUGUCUUCACGUGUAUGGACAUGUGUGAAUGGUUGUACAUUUUGCACAAUUUUGUGACUGUUGUGAUGUGCUUUGCACAAAAAUGAAAACUUUGGAGUUAUAAUUAGGAAUAUAACUGGAGGGUGGGUUGGGAAGGGGGGGAUUUUGUAAAUGUCAAGACAGGGAAGGAUUACAAGAUGGAAACUUAAGUUACAUCGGAGAGGUAGAGAAAGCCUGGAGGCCACUCUUCUUAGACUCUGCAGUUCUAAUGGGGUUUCUUGGGCUCUGGUCAUGCUGAUGGCUCGUGGGUGAGGGGAGGCUUCUUUCUGCCCUUCUCCUUCUUAUCUGAUCCUCUACUUCAGUCUCAGCUACUGACAUUUAGAAAGGACCAAAUCGCUUUGCAGUUUUUUUGUGUAAUGUCCUGAAAUCCUGGAAAAUUCUAUGUAAUAGUUCUGUAUAUAGGGCACAGGUAGAGGCAUUGUCCAAAGUUUAUUUAUUUAUCUAUUUAUUAUCCUAUGAGAAUUCCUUGCCAUAACCACAGUUAAUGGGAAAAAAACUGAAUUAUCACAGAUGUAAAUUAAUUCACUCACCGGAUUUGCUUGACCUGGAUUCAUUGUUCUCUCUUCUUGCCGUAUAGUUUAGCAAGUGUAGGGGUUCUCCGAGUCAGUCUUCACGUUGGGACAAUGUGUACUUAGUGCUCACCCUUAGGUAAAUCUCUAAAAGAACUCUUUGGUGCGCAAAAGUGACACAUUUGGCCACAGAACACCAAAGAAUUGUAAGCAGUGGCCCCUGUUGAGAGGGUUUCAGGGCUGGGUGGGGUCGGUUGUGAAUACGUUCUUUGCUAGUUCAAGUGCUUGUGCUGUGGUAGGUGUUCGUGCUAGACUCAGCUCGGGCUUCCUCAGGGGCGCCGGGGGAAGGCCAGGGCUUGCAGCUCACGCUGCUUUCAUCCAUGUCGCUCGUAUUACUGUCCUUUUAGAAAAUAGGGUUUAAGACUGGUGACAACCUUUUACAUUGUGAGUGUGUUUGCAUUGUCUGAUGACAGAUAAAUCCUUAACAUUUCUCUCCACCUGGCUACUUCAGACUAAUUGUAUGUGUCCGUCCGUGCCAUGAAUAAGUGGGCUGUAGUUGGACCAAAAUAAAUGAGCUGUUGGAAUAAAAGAAUCACAAUACUUUCCAGCAGUCAGCCCCUGGCCCCUAGAUGUGUUCUAAGCAGUGCACAUGUCUCAUCAUCCGCGGGCGGCAUGGUCGGUGUCGCUAUAUUGUAGCGGUUACAGCUCUGUAGUUUGUGAUGCAAAUCUGCCCGAGAUCUGUGUGUCAUCGCAUGGCUUCUCAAAGCUCCACGAAUUUUCUGCAGCUGUUUCAAAGUUGUGCUCUGUCCUUGAAUCCUCUAUUAAUUACUGUGUGUGAGCCCGAGGGAGCUGUGGUCAGGGUGGGCCCCCAGCCUGCAGGGAACUUUCUGGAAUCCCACUCUUUGAAUUGAUGUAGGCGUUGGGCUCACGACUUGACCGUUCUCACCCUGUGAAAUGUCCCACACUUUGAAGCAAAUACAAUUCACAGCACAGUGCACACAAAAACCUUGGCAUAAGACAGAGAAGGUUCUUCUUAUUCUGUGGACUGGUUGCCGUGGCAACGGAGAACAAAGGGCAGCCUUCCACUUCUGGUAUAAUUGUGCAGCCCCUUUUUCUCUGGGCUUGACACCUGUCUGAAUAGGAAUGAUUAGAGCUGAAUAAUAUCCCUCUCUGGGCUGUUGAAUAUGUGGUUCACGUACGAAACUCUGUGUAAGUUGAAGAAGUAAAGUGUUCGUGUUCAUAUGUCGUUGUUUGCUACUACUACAUUUUUGAGGUUUUGUAAAACUGUUAUUUUUUUUUCACAAUGUGAAGCUGAAGGUCGAAUAAAUUAUUAGAGAUUUUCUCUUCA